AUGGUUGCUCCUGCUUAUCAUCAAGAUACCUUCGUUGAUCAUGAAUUAUCUACAAAUUUAGAUUCAUCUUAUGCAUUUGAAGGUCCAGAAAAAUUAUUAGAAAUUUGGUUUUGGAAAUCAGAAAAUGAUUUACCAAAAAAUUUUAAUGAAGGUUUAAGAUCAAUUGAAUUAAAAAAUUGGAUUAAAAUUUUAGAUUUAGUUAAUUGUAAAAUUUUAUCAAUGAAAAGUUCUAAAUUUAUGGAUGCUUAUUUAUUAAGUGAAUCUUCAUUAUUUAUUUUCCCACAUAAAUUAAUUUUAAAAACUUGUGGUACAACUACAACUUUAGCUUGUUUAGAUGAAUUAUUUCAAACAAUUUCCAAGGCAUUAAAUUUUGUCAUGUCAAGUAAAGAAAUUUAUAAAAUUUUUUAUUCAAGAAGAUCAUUUAUGUUUCCUGAAAAACAAAUUCAUGUUCAUAAAGAUUGGAAAAAUGAAGUUUCUUUAUUAAAUGAAUAUUUUAUAUGUGGUAAAUCAUAUAUUGUUGGUAAUUUUGCAAGUGAUGAUCAUUGGUAUCUUUAUUUUGGUGGUAAAGAACAAGAUAAUCAUUCAAAUUGUAAACAUCAUCAAUUAUCAUUAGAUCAAACAUUUGAAAUUUUAAUGACCGAAUUAAAUCCUAAUUGUGCAAAUAAAUUUAUUUAUUCAAGAAAACCAGGUGAACAAUCUGAAGAUGGAAAUUCAGAUUUAGGUCAUGAAUUAGGUAUGGAAACAAUGAUUGAAACUGAAUUAAAUUGUAUUUUUGAACCAAUUAAUUUAAAUACUCAUUUACCUUCACCAUCAUUAUCUGAAUCAUCAGAAGAAGAAUCAGAUAUAGAAAUUGAAGAAAAAAAUUACAAGACUAAUAAUAACAAUAACACAUCAUCAGCAAUAACUACUACUACUGCAAAUACGGAUUUUGAAUUUAUUCAUGAUGCAUUUGCUUUCACUCCAUGUGGAUAUUCAUCAAAUUCAAUUUGUUCAAAUAUCAAUGGAGGAUAUUAUUAUACUUUACAUAUUACACCAGAAUCGGGUUGGAGUUAUGCAUCAUUUGAAACAAAUUUUCCUUUCAAUGAUUCAAUAUCAAUCAACACGGUUUUAAAAAGAAUUUUGAAAAUUUUUGAUCCAAAAAAAUUUUCAAUGACUUUAAUUAAUGAAAAAAACAAAUUUAAAUUAAAAAAUUCAGCUAUUUCAUCAAUUAACAAUGAUAUUAAUGAUGAUGAUGAAAUUUUUAAUUUAUUGGGGUAUGAAAAAAAUGAAAAAAUAAGUUAUGAUUUAAAAAAUGAAUAUGAUUUAUUAUAUAUGAAUUUUGAAAAGAAAAAUAAUCAAAUUUAA
Molecule: messenger RNA, 1344 nt
Organism: Lodderomyces pseudojiufengensis
Lineage: Eukaryota; Fungi; Ascomycota; Pichiomycetes; Serinales; Debaryomycetaceae
Gene: SPE2
Product: adenosylmethionine decarboxylase
Exons: 1
Coding region: 1-1344 (447 amino acids)
Biological process (GO): spermine biosynthetic process; spermidine biosynthetic process
Cellular component (GO): cytosol
Molecular function (GO): adenosylmethionine decarboxylase activity
Source: RefSeq, a predicted model, not a curated record